AUGGCUCAACCAAAGGUCUUUGUCUGCGGCGUCACCGGCACACAAGGCGGCGCCGUUGCUCGUAACCUUCGCUCGGAAAAUAUCUCGGUCACCGCCCUCGUCCGUGACCCGUCUUCGCCUCAAGCCCAAUCCAUCGAGGCUCUGGGUGUUGAGAUCGUGCCUGGAAACUUUGACGAUAUACCUGCCAUUGAACGAGCCCUGACUGGCUGCACCACCGCCUUUCUCAACUUUUUCCCUGAUUUCAAGGAUCUGACCGCUGAGUUGCGCUGGGCAAAGUCCAUCAUGGCAGCUGCACGGGCCGCAGGAGUGAAGCACAUCAUAUUCUCCAGUGGUUUUGCCGUCGAUGCUCCCGAGAAACUCAAACUUUGGGACGCAAACAGCAUCACGGGCAAAGCACUGCUCUCGAAGCAGAGCAUCGAGAAAGAAGUGCGCGAGGCAGGCUUCGACUAUUGGACCAUCCUGCGACCGGGCAACUUCAUGGCCAACUAUCUGCCGCCCAAAGUUGCCAUGUAUGGUGGCCUUGCUGAGUCAGGAGUAUGGACUACGGCUCUCCUAAAGGAAAGCAAGCUGCCCAUGGUCGACGAGGCCACCAUUGCCCGCUUCGCAUCUGCGGCAAUUCACAACCCCACCAAAUUUACCGGCCAAACAAUUGAGAUUGCCGAUGAGCUUCUCGACCCUGAGCAGAUUCUUGGAAAGAUCUCAGCCACUGCCGGGCGACAACUCAAGGCAGAGUAUAUGCCGGAAGAUGCUAUUAUGGAGCAGAAAGGCAACCCUUUUAUCGUCGGACAGUACGCAAUGCGUGAUUUGGCUUCGUUCGUUGACAUGGAGAAGGUCAAGACUUGGGGUGUUCCUUUGAGCUCAUUCGAUGCAUUCCUCCAGAGGGAGAAGGAGAAUAUCAAGAAGACUUAUCAACAGGCUGCCUAG
Messenger RNA from Trichoderma gamsii, 924 nucleotides. RefSeq lists its product as hypothetical. The transcript has a single exon. Bases 1 to 924 code for a protein of 307 amino acids. The record is from RefSeq and is a predicted model, not a curated record. NCBI's taxonomy places the organism in Eukaryota, Fungi, Ascomycota, Sordariomycetes, Hypocreales, Hypocreaceae.